UUUUUUGGGAAUUUUUUAAAGACUUUUUUCGGACAAGUGCCAUGUGAUAUUUUAGUAAAAAUAUGACAAUAUAUUUGUACAACUCUUGUCUUUAUGUACAAAUGAUGAUAUAGGAGUUGUAAAUUAGAGGCACGGACACAGAUACAAAAAUAGAUUUACUGAUACAAAUCACUCUGCAUUAAUUUGUGCAUUGAGUUUUACAAGUUACAUAACAUUACAUUUGUUUGUGAAUACUUAUGAGACUGUUUUGACACUGUAGCUCUACUGCUCUUCUUUUUCUGCAUAAAGAGUCAUUUUACUUUUGAUACUUUAAGUAUAUUUUGAUGCUAAUACUUUUGUACUUUUCCUUCAGUACAAUGUGGACUUGUAACAGAGUAUUUCUACACUGUAGUAUUACUACUUGUACUUCAGUAUCAGAGUACUUGUUGUUGUUGUUGUUGUUGUUCGCCCUCCGGUCCAGCAGGGUUCGCUGUUCGCUUCCGCCGCUUCGCUCUCGUCGCAGCGAACUGUCGUCUACGCGGAACUCCGUGUUUGGUGUCUGGUGUGUUUACGGCCCCGCUGGCUCUCUUUGUCCGCAGAAAAGGAGCAGAAUGUGCGCCGUGCAGCUGCUGCGGGUGUCGGUACAUGAGCGGAUCGGCGCCGCCGCUGAAGACGUUCUGCUGCGGGUGGAAAAAGGAGAAGAAGCGGCUGAAAUCCCGGCGCUGAGAGCGCUGCUCACCGAGCGGCUAACGGCGGCUGCGGAGGAGAUUGUCGGUCUGUUUGAGGAAACCGUGGCGGAGUACGAAGACAGAGCUGAGCGGUCAGAGCGGGAGAUCUGCCGCCAGAGGAGGCUGCUCGAUGCCGUGCUGAAGCCCCAAGUCAAGCUGACCAGAGCAGACGCCCAGCUGUUGGUGAGUCGAGAAGAGGUUCCCCCUGAACAGCAGGAGUGGAGCUCCAGUGUGGACCAGGAGUACCCAGAGCCCCCACACAUUAAAGAGGAACAUGAGGAACUCUGGACCAGUCAGGAGAGAGAGCAGCUUCAAGGGCUGGAGGAGGCUGAUAUCACCAAGUUCACAUUCACUCCUGUCCCUGUGAAGAGUGAAGAAGAUGAUGAAGAGAAACCUAAGUCCUCACAGCUUCAUCAAAGACAAACUGAACAGAAGGAAACAGAAGCUGAUGGAGAGGACUGUGGAGGACCAGAACCAGCCAGGAACUCAGAUCCAGAUAAACAUCCAGAACCAGAUACUGAUGACAAGACUGGAGACUUUUAUAUAGCUGAGAUUGAAGUCAGUUGUGAUGAAUGGGAGGAGACCAGAGAACCUCAGUCAGGUUUAAAUUCUCUGAAUAAUGAUGAAGUGCCUGUCAGUGAUUCCAGAUGUAGUGCGGGUGAGAAACCAUUUAGCUGCUCUGAGUGUGAUAAAAGAUUUGGCUUCAAGUCAAGUCUGAAGAAACACAUGAGAACUCAUACAGGAGAAAAACCUUUCAGCUGCUCAGUUUGUAAGAAAUCUUUUGCGCGGAGUGGAUGUUUACAGAGACACAUGAGAAUCCACACUGGAGAGAAACCUUUCAGCUGCUCAGUGUGCGAUAAAAGUUUUGUUGAAAGAGGAAAACUGAAGAGACACAUGAGAUAUCACACAGGAGAGAAACCAUUCAGCUGCUCAGUCUGUAAGAUCUUUUACAGAGAGUGGAAGUUCUCAGAGACAUAUGAGAACCCACACCGGAGAGAAAAGAUUCAGCUGCAGUGUUUGUGACCAAAGAUUCGCUUGGCUUCAUCAGCUCCGAAACCAUCAAUGUGUUGGUCGUCAGUCCUCACAGCUUCAUCAGACUCAAACUGAAGAGAACAGAGAGGCAGAGCCUCCAGCCAGCAGCUCAACUGAACAG
This is a messenger RNA of Sebastes umbrosus (honeycomb rockfish), 1860 nucleotides long. Its product is annotated as zinc finger and SCAN domain-containing protein 31-like. The record is from RefSeq and is a predicted model, not a curated record. NCBI's taxonomy places the organism in Eukaryota, Metazoa, Chordata, Actinopteri, Perciformes, Sebastidae. Gene Ontology annotation, biological process: regulation of transcription by RNA polymerase II. Gene Ontology annotation, molecular function: DNA-binding transcription factor activity; RNA polymerase II cis-regulatory region sequence-specific DNA binding.